AUGCCACUCGCAUCAUCCGGGAGAAGGAGUAAAAUCGCAUUAUUCACUUCGACCAUUAUUCGCGUUCAGUCUGGAAAUCAAUCAACAUUACUUAUCGCUCAGUACGAUGUCUCGUUUGAAGAUGCCCAAGAUGUCGUUGAUACCAUCAAAUCGAUCACGAAACAGUGUAGACCAUUUGCAAACCCUCAGACACGCUUCAAUGGGCUCUCUGUUCUACGCAAAAUCGGCAAGACAAUCCUUUUUUUCUUCCAACAAUGCUCUGGGUCAUGA
Molecule: messenger RNA, 270 nt
Organism: Penicillium digitatum Pd1
Lineage: Eukaryota; Fungi; Ascomycota; Eurotiomycetes; Eurotiales; Aspergillaceae
Source: RefSeq, a predicted model, not a curated record